AUGUCUGACGCCGCCGUUGCUGAAACCGGUUCAUUCAAAUUGUCCGCUUCGGCUUCCAAGGAACCUAAAGCAAAGACUGCUGAAAAGAAAAAGAAGGCUCCCGCCGCUGGUGAAAAGAAAAAGAAGGUCGCCCCUAAAAAGGCUGCCGGCGAAAAGAAGACAGCUGCCAAAAAACCAUCUGCCGCCAAAAAGACCGCUGAAAAGAAGAAGGCUGACAAAACAAAGGCCAAGGCUGCCAAGAAAACCGGUACAGUUAAGGCAAAACCCGCAAAGACCGCCGCUAAAGCAUCUGCCACCAAACCAAAGGCACCCAAGGCAAAAACAGCCGCUGCUAAGCCCAAAAAAGCCGCAGCACCAAAGAAGCCAGCUGCCAAGAAAGCCGCCGCCAAGAAGUAA
Musca vetustissima is the source of this 396-nucleotide messenger RNA. Its product is annotated as histone H1.1-like. Gene Ontology annotation, cellular component: nucleosome. Gene Ontology annotation, biological process: nucleosome assembly. Gene Ontology annotation, molecular function: structural constituent of chromatin; DNA binding. NCBI's taxonomy places the organism in Eukaryota, Metazoa, Arthropoda, Insecta, Diptera, Muscidae. The transcript has a single exon. The coding region runs from base 1 to 396 and encodes 131 amino acids. The record is from RefSeq and is a predicted model, not a curated record.